Messenger RNA from Encephalitozoon cuniculi GB-M1, 1155 nucleotides. RefSeq lists its product as uncharacterized. The coding region runs from base 1 to 1155 and encodes 384 amino acids. The record is from RefSeq and is marked provisional. Gene Ontology annotation, molecular function: histone binding. Gene Ontology annotation, biological process: regulation of gene expression. NCBI's taxonomy places the organism in Eukaryota, Fungi, Microsporidia, Unikaryonidae. The transcript has a single exon. Gene Ontology annotation, cellular component: nucleus.
AUGGAUAACCAGGUGCUGGAGCAGAAGAUAGUCAAUGAGGAGUACAAGAUAUGGAAGAAGAAUGUGCCGUAUCUGUACGACCUGAUGUUCAGCCAUACUCUGGAGUGGCCGUCGCUUUCUGUCCAGUGGUUUCCUGAUGUAAGGAGAGAUGAAGAAGCAGGAAGAACAACACAAAGGUUGCUUCUGAGCACGCACACAAGCGGGAGUGAGGAGGAGUACAUACUGAUUGCCAAGGUUGAGUUUCCUGAUGAGUUUGACGAGUCUCUUAACGAAGAAGUUGGGGGAGACAUGAGACUCAAGAUUAUCCAGAGGAUAUCUAUCAUGGACGAGGCAAACAGGGUUAGAUACAACCCAUCUGCAUGCAAUGUGCUGGCAGUGCGUUCUGACCUGCCAGACAUACAUGUCUAUGACUACACAAAGCACCUGUCUCAUGAGAAGAUUCCAAGGCCCGACAUGGUUCUCCGGGGGCAUUCGGCAGGGGGCUUUGGGCUGUCGUGGAAUCACCUGAAUCCUGGAGAGCUUGCUGGCUGUGGGGAAGGCGGGGAGGUGUGUGUAUUUGAUGUGUCCCAGGAGUCAUCUUCGAUUUCUCCCACUGUAGUGCUUCGGAGGCACGAGACGGCUGUCAACGACUGUGCCUUUAGUUUUUUCGAUAAGAAGCUGCUAUCGUCUGCUGGGGACGGUGGGAUGGUGGUGCUUUGGGAUACAAGGAGUGAGGAUUGCAUACAUGCCAUUGAGGAGGCACAUACAUCCGACAUUCUUUCUGUAAGAUUUUCUCCCCUGGAUGGAAAUGUUAUUGCCACGUCGUCGUGUGACGGAUCUGUGAAGGUGUGGGACAGAAGGAGUCUCUCCCAGCCCUUGCACAUCCUCCUGGGACAUUCGAAGGAUGUGGUGAGUGUGGAGUGGUCUCCCCACAAUGACAAGGUACUUGCAUCUGGAAGCACGGACAGGAGGGUAAUUGUAUGGGAUCUGGGCCAAGCGGGUGCCGAGGUUCCUGAGGAGUACAAAGCAGAAGGGCCUCCAGAGAUGAAGUUUCUACACGGAGGCCAUACAAGUACUGUAUGCGACAUCUCCUGGAACCCAGCAGAGCCUUUCGAGAUUGCCAGUGUCUCUGAAGACAACAUAUUGCAGAUAUGGCAGAUGCCGCAGCCUGAAUGA